AUGGCAUCGACGCAGCAGUUCGACGAGGCCGAAGGUCUUUGGGACGACCCAACGAAUGGCAUAGCCGCUUGCACACUGUGCGGUGCGCCACUAAACCCUCCUGGGUAUUAUUCACGCGAACAGCGCUGGACCAGCCAGGCCGUCCUCUUGGCGGAUCCCAUUAUCGACUUCAGCAAGGACCCCUUUCUGCUGGACAUAUUGCCCAAAUCGCUGCUCCAACAGGAACGCACCAUCACUCGAUAUACUGCCGUGCCGCUGGCGCAACAGUACUUUCGGAUCAGUGAUGGAGAACGAAAAGACACUGCUGUCGCAGUAAACCAGACCUCGGGCGACUUCCAUUCGGAGCUCUUCAUCCCAGCGCACGAAGCUUGUACCACUAUCCUGGACCGCUUUCUAGGCGUGGGAUACCCAGCGCUUGCUCCUCAAACCGGCACGUGGACGAUGUCCAAGGUCUGGGACGUCUUACGCUUGCGCUUGGAAGCUGUAUCGGGCAGCCACGAAAGUUCCGGAGAUGCGAUGUAUGGCAUUGACCAAGUAGGAGAACCGCACAGCUUCUACAUAAGCUCCCCCUGGCAAUGGGCCGCUCAGUGGGGAGAUGCGGAAUCACUCUACGACCCCAUCAAUGUUGGGCCCUACACCGACGUUCUUCUCAACCAUGCGAGACGGUCUUCAGACUCACAAAGCAGCCUACCACCCAACGACGCAUGUGCGCGACUCCGAGGACGCAUUGAGCAACUACCGCAAGAACUGCAAGACCACAUCCUGGAGGACAUGCGUCCCUCGUCCCGGAUUCCGCGCACUUGUGGCCGUGUCGCGGCGCGCAUGCCCUGGAUGCACAAGCCAAGCUUCGCACAACUUUCUCCAGAAGUCCAAGACCGCAUUCUCAGUGACAUGGAUCCGUGUUCUCCCCUUCCGCUCACUUGCAACCGUGUCUUGCCGCCGUCGGCGUGGAAACGCAUCCUUUCCGAAGCUCUACUCACACCGUAUCUCUGGGACAUCGACACGUCUUCGCUCCCUUCGCAGGACUCGGGCAUUGACUACGAGUUCCUAGUCCGGCAACUCACCCAGUCCGAAGUCUUCAACGGGGGAAGAGAGGGAGAUGACUGCUAUGACAGCUGUGAGGGCCAGUUACUCCAAGAUGCUCCCGUCGGACUGCGCAACCGAAGAAGGAUCUGGCGGGUCUUGGAGAGCAUGCGGGCGGGAGAUAUGGCGCAUGUUAAGCGGCCCGGGUAUGGAGAGUUGUCCAUCUUUGGACCGGAUGAGGAGUCAGAGGAGGGGGAUGACGACGAAUGA
This is a messenger RNA of Anthostomella pinea, 1293 nucleotides long. NCBI's taxonomy places the organism in Eukaryota, Fungi, Ascomycota, Sordariomycetes, Xylariales, Xylariaceae. The record is from the annotation of a GenBank genome assembly.